AUGGAAUGAUUAUACCAUCAUUUUUAUAAUCAGAAUAUGAUAUAAUAGUAAAAACACACACAUGAAAAUUAUAUAAACAGAAGGAAGUGCCAUAUCUUUACCAAGUUAACCCCUAUGAAGGCAUUCCCUUUCAAAGCUUAUCUCUCUCUCUCACUCUCACUCACGCACACACAAUACUCACGCUUUCUCCCUCUGUUUUCUCUGGUUUCGAUGAGGAGGAUUCUGCUUUUUCUCCUACUUUUAGCUCACCUUGGGGAGCUCGGCGCUGAAGAUAGGCUUCUGAAUCCAUCAAAACUGGAGAUGUUCGUUGAUGAGCUUCCAGAUAUGCCUAAAAUCCAAGGUUUUCGUAUGCUCAAUACUUCCCCCAAACCCAAGUCACUCAUGAUUGGCAUGUUCAAGAAAAAAUGGAAAUUCCACAGGGACUUGCCUCCAACGCCAGUGUUCGCCUAUGGUGCUUCAAGGCGCGGGGCAACAGUCCCCGGUCCGACCAUCGAGGCACUCCAGGGAAUUGACACUUACGUGACAUGGAAAAACUUUCUCCCAUCAAAGCACAUACUGCCAUGGGAUCCGACAAUUCCCACUGCCAUACCUGCAACCAAGACGGGAAUCCCUACCGUAGUGCACCUCCAUGGCGGCAUGCAUGAACCCGCCAAUGAUGGAAACGCAAACUCAUGGUUCACUGCUGGAUUCAAAGAGAAGGGUCCUGACUGGUCUAAGGGAACAUAUCACUACAACAAUAAUCAGCAGCCUGGAAGUCUUUGGUACCAUGAUCAUGCCAUGGGGUUGACUAGAGUCAACCUAUUAGCCGGUCUGAUUGGAGCCUAUGUUAUUCGACACCCUGAGGUUGAGGGCCCACUUGAACUUCCCCACGGCGAAGAGUUCGAUCGGCCUUUGAUCGUCUUUGAUCGUAGCUUUCGUAAGGAUGGAUCCAUAUACAUGAAUUCCACCGGAAACAACCCCUCUAUACAUCCGCAAUGGCAGCCGGAAUAUUUCGGCGACUUAAUCAUAGUGAAUGGUAAGGCAUGGCCCAAGAUGACGGUACGACGCCGUAAAUACCGAUUACGUAUAAUCAACGCUAGCAAUGCUAGAUUCUUCAGACUUUUCUUCACAAAUGGCUUGGAGUUCAUCCACGUGGCAUCUGACUCGACUUACCUCGUGGAACCCGUGGUGACCAAUGAAACUCUGCUGGCACCCUCAGAGAUUGCUGACGUGGUCGUUGACUUUUCAAAGUCAAAGACUGAUGAAGCUGUUCUGGCUAACGAUGCACCCUACCCUUACCCGUCCGGAGACCCAGUCAACGAAUUAAACGGUAGAGUCAUGAAAUUUACCAUCAAGAAAGAGCGAGAGGUUGACACGUGGCGAGUACCCGAUAAAUUGAUCCAAUAUCCUUCCCCAGAUUUAUCCAGUGCGACCCAAACACGAUAUAUUGCAAUGUACGAAUACACAAGCGACACCGACGAACCGACGCAUCUCUACAUCAAUGGGAAACCGUACGAGGCGCCGGCAACGGAGACGCCGAAGGCAGGGACGAGUGAGAUCUGGAACGUAAUUAAUUUAACGGAAGAUAAUCAUCCGAUGCACAUUCAUUUGGCAGUGUUUACUGUGUUGGAUCAAACGGAGCUAGUAAAAGCAGAGGAGUUUAAGGCAUGCAUGUCGAAAAUGAACGACGCCAUCAAGUGCCAAAUAAGCAAACACGCACGUGGCAAAAAGUUAAGGGUGGCAGCUCAUGAGAAAGGGUGGAAGAAUGUGUAUAAGAUGACACCUGGAUAUGUGACAAGGAUAUUAGUUAGGUUUUCUUACAUACAUUCCAACACUUCAUACUCAUUUGAUCCAACUGGAAUGCCUGGUUACGUGUAUCAUUGUCAUAUCUUGGAUCACGAAGAUAAUGCGAUGAUGAGGCCACUUGUGGUGAUGAAGUGAGAAGCAAUAUUGGAAGGAAGAAGAGCAAGGUAUAACAGGAAAUGGGCAUUGUAAGGUGGUAAUUUUGUUCUGAAAGUAUUGGUACAAGCAGGGGGAAGUUAGACAUAUAUAUAGAACCAGAAUGUUAAAAGUGUAGAAUUGGUUAAAAACAAAAUGGAUGUAUCUUUAUGAUCUAGAAAUGUAAGGUUGCCAAAGUGUGGUUUGUAAUGCGGAGUAGUUGUUCGCUGGUUACUUCUUUUCCUUCUUUCUUUCUUUCUUUCUGAACUGAUUCGCUGGAAUUAAAUGGCCAAUAAAAGUAACAAAGGAAUUAAGGUCUUA
Gossypium raimondii (Peruvian cotton) is the source of this 2238-nucleotide messenger RNA. Its product is annotated as multicopper oxidase LPR1. The record is from RefSeq and is a predicted model, not a curated record. The transcript is spliced from 3 exons. Gene Ontology annotation, molecular function: oxidoreductase activity; copper ion binding. Lineage: Eukaryota; Viridiplantae; Streptophyta; Magnoliopsida; Malvales; Malvaceae. The coding region runs from base 115 to 1920 and encodes 601 amino acids.